AUGGAAAACAUGAGUUCAGACAGAAGAGAAGAAAACCUUACAAACAGUCAUGAUUCAGAAAGGGUAUAUAAGCUGAGAAAGAAAAACUUUCAAAAACGAUUAACUAGUCAAUUAAUAUUCUUUGGUUAUGUGUGUAUUACGUUUCAAUAUAUCAAAUAUGGUACUUCAUUUUUCGUUCUUCUAUACAGAUGCUUAUUGCAAUCAAUAUUAACUGCCCCUUAUCCUAGUGAUAGCCAGUUGCGUAGAAUCACAGAGAAUGCGUUAUCUCGAGAAAAUGAAAGUGAUAUAUCGACAUCCUCAAUACCAUAUAUCAAUAAUAACCUUUUACAAUAUUCAUUAACUGGAGCAAACGUAGAAAUGCCCGGUUCAUUCGAUGAAGGUAUCUCUGGCACAGCAUCUCCUUCAGAACAAAGUAUUCAAGACUCUAUAGAAAAUUUAAAACUACGUGCAAGGAAAUAUUUAUUUCACUGGUCAUUUACUUUCAAUUUAAUGUUCAUUUUAUGGGACUUCAUAUUUCCUGUUGACUUUUUAGCAAGAUUUGAUGGUGAAAACUCUCCUGACGAUAGAUUCAAGAAUUUGCCAUCUCCUUAUAUCAAUGGACACGGUCUAUUGGGAGGCGAGAAAAGUUAUGGUAUUUUUGUUCAAAUGAUAGGGCAAGCUAUGCCAGAUAGUAACUUAAAAGGUAAUAUAGGUUUAAUAUUAACUGAUAUACUUAUAUUAUGUUGUCAAUAUUCGCUCUUUAUAUUAACUGCUAUUAAUUUUGCUUCAUUUAAGAACGAAGAGCUCAAUGAAAAUGAUGUAGAUAUUGAACAUGAACGUUUAAAUUUCCCUCAAAGUAAUGGAUAUGAUGGAAGAGUUCUUGUGACGAAAAUUGAUCCCGUCAACACAGUAUCCAAAAUCAUAAAAGGGUCCACCUCCCAAAGAAGUGAUUAUUCAAGUGUCUAA
Messenger RNA from Tetrapisispora phaffii CBS 4417, 945 nucleotides. RefSeq names its product Gld1p (gene GLD1). The transcript has a single exon. NCBI's taxonomy places the organism in Eukaryota, Fungi, Ascomycota, Saccharomycetes, Saccharomycetales, Saccharomycetaceae. The coding region runs from base 1 to 945 and encodes 314 amino acids. The record is from RefSeq and is a predicted model, not a curated record.